Messenger RNA from Carica papaya (papaya), 1225 nucleotides. Lineage: Eukaryota; Viridiplantae; Streptophyta; Magnoliopsida; Brassicales; Caricaceae. The record is from RefSeq and is a predicted model, not a curated record.
AUCAGUUUCUUGUUACUAUUAUCAAGCGCAAUUUGGCCCUUGAUUUUUUUUCCUCAGUCAGCUAAAGCUGCUGGGAUCAACCCUGUGCAACUUGCCUCAGUACGUAGGCGCUGUGAGUUUGAUGUGCCAAUGCCUACUGGAAAGGAUAUGGCAGGUGGAGGAAAUGAGCAGAGAGGAAGGUGAGGUGCGUGCACUUCCAUUUGUGCUGGUGUUGCAUGCUUUCUGUGUUGUGGACCCAGGACUCUGCAUGCCUGCCUCUGACCCUAUCCAAUUUGUGAUCACGCUACAACCGUAUCUUAAGAGUCAGGUUGAUAACCAAAUGGGUGCGAAAUUAUUAGAGAGUAUAAUUUUUAUAAUUGAUUCUGUUCUGCCCUUGAUUCGUAAGCUGCCUCAGAAUGUUGCUGAAGAACUUGAACAAGAUUUGAAGCACAUGAUAGUUCGUCAUUCUUUCUUCACAGUCGUCCAUGCUUGCAUCAAGUGUCUGUGCUCUGUAAGUGAAGUGGCUAGAAAAGAUGCUAGCGUGGUUGAGUAUCUUCUUCAGCUAUUCUUCAAACAUCUAGAUUCUCAGGGAGCUGAUAACAUGCAGCAAGUGGGCAGGUGUCUCUUCUGUCUUGGACUACUUAUCCGUUAUGGCAACUCUUUGCUAAGUACCUCUGGUAACAAGAAUUUCAAUAUUGUGAGCUGUCUAAAUUUGUUCAAAAAGUAUCUCCUUAUGGAGGACUUCAGCAUAAAAGUUAGAUCUUUGCAGGCUUUAGGCUUUAUUCUAAUUGCUAGGCCUGAAUAUAUGUUGGAAAAGGACAUUGAGAAGAUAUUAGAGGCUACACUUUCUCCUGGUUCUGAAGUUCGCCUUAAGAUGCAAGCACUGCAAAAUAUGUAUGAAUAUCUUCUUGAUGCGGAAAUCCAAAUGGGAACUGUGAAAGUAAAUAAUGCAGUUAGUUAUGCUGUAGAAAGUGGGGAGAGUGUGCCUGUUGCUGCUGGUGCAGGUGAUACCAACAUUUGUGGAGGUAUAGUGCAGUUAUACUGGGAUAAUAUAUUGGGGAGAUGCUUGGACGUUAAUGAUCAAAUUCGCCAAAUUGCCUUAAAGAUAGUGGAAGUAGUCCUGCGACAAGGACUUGUUCAUCCUAUCACCUGUGUUCCUUACCUUAUAGCCCUCGAGGCAGAUCCUCAGGAGAUGAAUCAAAAGUUGUCUCAUCAUUUGCUGAUGAACAUGAAUGAGAACCUUUAG